UACAGGGGCGCAGACCGCCUCCCCGCUUCUGCACGUUGCGUAGCUAGUGAAGACACGCGUGAUCUGUGGAUCAGAUUGCCAGCGCGGUGCAGGACGCACUUAGCCACUUGUGGCUCUCGUCUGGAUGCGUGAAUCUCUCCCAUUCCUUUCACUUCCUCUUACACCACGUCACGAUCGCGCCCGCGCCCCCAUCGUACCAUCAUCCCUGCUCGUGCCCGUCCAUGUGCGCCCUGAGCUUCCGCGCCCUGGCACGGCAUUCUUCUGGCUCGGCAGUGCGGGGGAGGGCGGCCAGGGGGGGGGGGGGGGGACGGGAGGGCAAUUGAGGCUCGAAGCAGCAGCAGCAGCAGCACUGCAGAACACCCACAGAUGAGACAGCAUCCGCAGCGCCAAAACCGCGCACAGAGAGCGGUGCGGAGCGGAAAAGCCGAAGCCGACGACGCA
This is a messenger RNA of Aplosporella prunicola CBS 121167, 441 nucleotides long. RefSeq lists its product as uncharacterized. The coding region runs from base 125 to 370 and encodes 81 amino acids. The record is from RefSeq and is a predicted model, not a curated record. NCBI's taxonomy places the organism in Eukaryota, Fungi, Ascomycota, Dothideomycetes, Botryosphaeriales, Aplosporellaceae. The transcript has a single exon.